CGCGACGCCAUCUUUCAUGUUGUUGUAUCGAAUGCGGCUCUAUUACUUCCAUGGCGACGUUGUCGAGAUCUAAAGGGGCGCGAUCUGGUAAGUUUUUCAUAGAUAUUUUACAUGCAAGUAAAAUAGAAGGCUUUCCUCAUCAGAGUGUUGGGUUUUUUCUUUUGAAUAGCGUCUCCACUUAGGAACAGCACGCCAGACAAUCUACGUCGUUCUGGAAGCUUUGGUAAAUCGAGUGGGAAAAACUUACAUUUAGCUGCUUCGUUUGAUUCCAAAUCGAGGUGGGUAGAUUUUUUAAUUGCCACUGUUGCAAUUUAUUGCUGUGAUCAAAUUGGGUUUCAAUUUUAAUUACGUCGGUCCACUGUGGAGGAAUACCGUAAGGGAAUAGCGCAUGCACCUUUACCAAUAUUCUGUGCAUUCUUCAGUUGCUACAACUAUCAGUAGAUGUUUGCACAUCUUCUUAGAUCAUGAGCUAUUUUCAUGUGUGUGUCUAGGAUUCACGCCAAAACGACUUUUUGUUUUUAGAAAUAUCAUUAUGUUGACUUGAUUGACUUGCUGCCAAAAAAAAUGUAAAAAGUAUUUAAAUAACCUCAUUACUGAUAUUCAUGUCAGAGAUAUGGGAAAUUCAGGCUGCCAAACUUGGCACGAGAUGAAUUUUAAAUUUUUUCAACAAAUCACCAUUGGAUUAAAGAAAUGUAAAGCACGUUUUACUGAAGGAUCUGUUUUGUAUGAAUUUGUACGAAAAGUCAUGUUUAUGUGUAAUUUAAGCUACAGACAACUAUUUUUAAAGUUACUCUAUAUAAUUGUGUUUGGAUUAAUUAGUUAAAUACUGGAUCUACCAUGCAAAGUAAAUUAACACCUUCGAUUCGAUUGGUGUAAUCAGUAAUCAGUAAUUUUAAUUAGCAAACAUCCAGUGUUUAUAAAAAUAUAUAAAGUAGAAAGUGAACAAUUUCAUAAUGACUUUUUUUUUUCUUUUUUCUUUUAUUAACUUAUGGACCAUAUUUCUGUCAUCUUUGAUUAAUCUUCUAUGCUUUGAGAAAAUAACUUUUUGCUAGGAUUCAUUGGCUUCUUUCAUGUAUUGUGUCCCUUAGAGAAAGCCUUUAACUCACAUGACUGACCAAGACAGAAUUUCUCCUUACAAUAUCAAAGUAAUAUCAAGAAGACAAUUGAUAAGAAUCAAAAAAAUUAUCAACUAGGAAUUAUUGAUUGAUCCAAUACCAAAUUAUUGGAAAUAACAUGAUAAGAAACACCAGAGAGAAAUUACUCAUGAGAUCUUUGGGAGUGAAAGGGUCAACUUACUCUUAGAAUUUUCUGCUCUGUUAUAGCACCUAGACCUAAGCCUCAUAUGACAGAAGCACAGUAUUUAACCUCUGAAUAUGAAUUAUGUUUUUGUUCUCUUAUAGAAAACAUGCAAGAUCUUCCUCUUCCACGACUGAAAUUGGAAACAUUGAAAAUGAGUACAUUAGGAAUCUUCAACAACAGAUUUACUUCCUUGAAUUGGAAGCUAACUAUCUGUAUCCUUUAUACGACAGUGAUUUAAACCUUUAGUGUGGUAAUUUUCACUGCUUGAAUGCAGCAGAAAGGUUUCUUUAGAGGAUUUUUUUUUUAAGUCUAGAUUUUCUAUGCCAUACAAUAUAGAAAAAAAUUGGCUUUUUAUUCUGUAAGAGACUUUUCCAGAGAGAAUAUUUAAAAUUACAUAAAAGUCUAUACCUAUGCAUAACUAAUUAUUUUCUGGUGAUCAGUCACCAGUUUUUCUCAGUUUUGUAAGGAAAUUAUUGCAUAACUGAAGGGAAAAGCAGAACAAAAAUCCAUUUUAUUCAAGUGAAUUGAAUUGCAAUGUCUCUUUUACUCUCUAUUGUGCAUAGGCUCUACAUGUUAAUUUGGAAGGGAACAAAGCAGUUUUAAAAGCCACUUACAAAUAGGGCUUCAUAUCAUUCAUUCCUUCAAUUGUUCGAUUGCAUCUGUUUCCUUUCCUUAACUUGUAAAUACUUCUUAAGACGAGAACAAGCAAGGAAAGCUUCAGGUAAUUACUGGGAAUGAAGAACAUUUGUAUGAGAUGUUUUCUUUCAUCACAUGUUUUGUUUUGACCUAUGAUCAGGAGAGUCAUACAAAAGUACACAAUUGACUUACUAGUCAAGGGUAAUUUUUCUUCUCAUGAACCCAUAUUAUGUCAUUUCAGAUGGUUCUUUAACCCUCUGUUUAGGUAAUGACAUGAUUUCAGGUGCAAGUUGGUGUAAAUAAGCACGUUAAGUAAAUUUUUCAAAGUGAAAAAAAAUUGCAUGAGCCCAUACUGAUCUCAGUAAUCUCUUUUCCCCUCACUGUGUCUUAACAACAUCUUCAUUUGUUAUUGUAAGGAGAACUUACAGGCUGGACGGGUCCAGAGUCAAAAGGGUUUCAACCUUGGUAUAUUAUGUAUUUGUAUUACAGCCAUUCCACCUCGUGUCACUGAGGAAGCAGAUCGUAUGAUGCGAAAGCUACGAGAUCUUCAGACUCAAGUGGAUGAACGAUCCUCAGAUGUUGCCAGGAAAGAAUCUCAAAUGCACAUGUUGGAGGCAGAGAAAGAAUCUGCCAUCAAACGCCUCAGGGAUGCUGAAGGUGAGAUCUACUGGUACUAUGAAAUACAAGAUUGUUACUCCACCUCCCAUUUCUCUUCUGCUCCAUCUUCUGAACCCUUUAACUCCCAAUAUCUGGUUGUUCAUUCUCCCCUCCAGCUGUUACACAUUUCCUUGUAAAUUAGUUAAAAGAAUUUGGUGUAAGAUCAAUACAACAAAUUCUACCUGAUAAGUUUGAACAUUCUCAUAACAUAUUUGCUGAAAAAUGUACAGGUAUUUUAGGGAGAAGUUGCAUGUUAAUCACUAUUGGGAGUUAAAAGGUUAAUUCAAUUCCAAUGAGAAGACUAUUGCUCACAGUAGAUGACAAAAGAAAUAGCCUCCUCCCCCCAUGCCCACAUGUACACAAACCCAUAUACACACUCAAAGCAGCAGCACAAUGCUCUUUUAUCUUUUUGGACUUUGCUGGGCAUAUGAAUUUUUUGACUCUGUCUAUAUUUUGGAAAUACAUACCCCCUUCUUACCAAUCAAACCAGAAACUCAGGCUGGCUUUUUUUUACUAGCAGUCAGCUGUAGGCAAUGUUUAACUAAAUGCUUAUUUUAUCUCCAAUCUUGUGUCAACUUUUCUCCAGAGUCUCACGCAGCAGAGAAGCGUCAAUUAGUGAAUGAGAUAGUCUCACUGAAAAAGAUGUCUGACCUACGUGAACGUGAAAGUGCAAGACGAGAUGUGCAGGUACAUCAGUACAAGAGUGAAGCUGAUAAAGGACUGACUGCUUUACAAGAAGCAGAGAGAAAAGUGCAAAACUACAGAAUAGAGGUAGGUAGAAGGUUUACCAUCUCAAUGGCUCUGUCUCUAUAAAUCCUUUACAUCCUAACAUCAGUUUGCAUCUUCUCCAUACUGUUCUUCGUACAUUUCCUAAGGUGCUGACAGGGAGAAUUUGUGUAACAAUCAUGAGCUUCUUUAGUUGGUGAUCAUUUCUUAUAUUCUCUUGACCUUAAUGUUUGAUUCAGGGGUGAUAUUGUAAGGAGAAAUUAGAUGCUAGUCACUCUUUUGGGGUCAAAGGGUUAAAUGAGCAUUUUAAACAAGUUUUGUUGAGUUAUCAAGCCAUCACAAUGACCAAUCAUAGGAAAGGAGAAAAUUUUAAGGUAGCGAUAAGACAUCAAAGCAAAAAGCAGCCAUUUACAUGCAAACCAAAAGCCAAAUAAUCAAAACAGCUGAUCAGCAAGCAAACUGACUGAAACAUGGGAAUCAUCCCUCGUCGUGCAUGACACUCACCUCUUGCAUUCGUGGAUCACCAGUUGGGUGACAAGAUGGGCUUCUGAACCCAUUCACUCCCAAGAUCUUAUUAGUAAUUCUCCUUACUAUCUGCCAUACAAUUCUUAUGAUGUUAGUUCAGAGAAUUUGGUAUUGGAUCAACUAAUAAUCCCAUAAUUGAUAUUCUUCUCUAUUCACAUCACCUACCUGCUUGAUAUGGUAUUAAUAUUGUAAGGAGAAAUUCUGUCUUGGUCUCUUGUGGGAAUGAAAGGGUUAAGAAGAUCUGUAGAAUGCAUAUUAUUCCAUAGUCCUUCCUUUUCUUGGAUUUUUCUUAAAAGAUAUCAUUUACUGUAUUUCCUUGUUAUGACUUUUUCUGGAUCCACUCUAUGCUGUAUGUAAAAUAACAAAAAGAAAUGGUAUAGAAGGCCAAAUCUUUGGUAUUUUUUUUCAGCUGAAGUGUUAUGUUUAUCUACCAGAAUGCCGUCUCUUUAAUAUUAUCUACAGUAUGCCGUCUCUUUAAUAUACUGGUAGUUUACCUUUGUGUGCGUUUCUGUAUCUCUUUGUUUUUGUGUCCCUGACCUAAACAUUUAAACAUCUUUUCUUUCAACUGGCUGCCUGGCAUUUUUAACUCUUAGGUUAUUUCGGGCAGCCAGUGCCCCUAUCAUUGUCUGUACUAUUAUUAUAAAUUUUUCUUUCUUGUAUAUUUUGGGGUGAAAAAAAUAAAGUUGUUGUUGUUGUUGUUGUUAUGAUUUGAUUUUAGCUCGACCACAAGACUGAAGAUUUGAACAAUGUAAGAAUUGAACUUGAAGAGAGGAGAGCAGAAUGUUUGAAGCUUAAGACGCAGCUGCAAGAGAUGGAUGACAAGUUUUUUGACUCUCAAGCAAAAACAAAAGAGGAGUUAGGAAGGGCACUCAGGGUGAGGACAGACUACUGUUACUACAUGAAUUGCACUGUCAAGGAUUGUGCAAAUUGAGUUUACUCUGUUAUUUUGCAGGAAGAGAUUCGCCAAUUAAGACUACAGUUAAAAGAGAAAGAAAUAAAUGCUGAACAGGACAGAAGCUUGAGAAACAAGGUAAAUAUUCUUGAAAAAUUACCUUUUGAAAGAGCCGGGCUCGAUUUGUGAGCCUGAAAAGUUUUGCCUGUUGCAACCAUCUUCGCUCACCUUUAGCUUGUUCAGUGGCCUCUGUAGUAUUUGUUCACCCAAGUAAAGUAAAAUUUUAAGGUGUUAUUCAUUAUUACCCAGUUUCCAUACCAUGAUAAUAGUUAUUUUGUUUAUCCAUAAUUGUAUCACUAUGGAAUAGUUCUUUGACAAUACCGUUUUUUUUUUUUCAGAUCCAGGAUGAUUGCACUGCAUUAAUAAAAGAAAAUGCUGCUAUAUCUGCUCAGGUCGUAGAACUUAGAAAACAAAUAGAUAUGGUAAGUCCCAAAUUUUCAAAUUUGUUUGAGUGAUUUUGUUAACAGUGUUGUCUGUAAAGGGGAUAACAUGAUUUCGAAUGUAGUUUGAAGUUCAUAGGCACGAGUAAAAUUUUCAAAGACAACAAAACCGCACGAGCCCGUAGGGCAGGUGCAAUUUGUAGUCUUUGAAAAAUUUACAAGUGCUUAUUACACCAAAUUACAAGAGAAAUCAUGUCAUUACUUGUUAAUAACGUGAAUGAAAAACAUCACAGAGAGUCAAGACAGUCGAAGUUUUGAAAGCGUGCGCGGGCUAUUUGUAAUUUGAACUCGUGUUACAACUUUGCAAUCGUGUUGCAUGAGAAUGCUCUCGUUUUCAGCUAAUGAGAAGCGCGUAAUUUUUCAUGUACAUUAUUAUGAGGUAAGGAGUAUCAAAAGAACUUUCUCGCCAAUACAAAUGGUCACACCACAUUCUAUCCGCUUACUCACUAUCUAUCAUGGAACAGAUAGCGAGAGGCGAAACCAAUCAGAUUGUAGAAUAAGUCAACGAAUAAGUAGAUUUAUACUAAUGGAUAUUGCUUGCCUUUUAUUGUUUUCACGCGAUCACGCGCGAUUGUGUAGCUUUUCCGCGCUUUUAACCGGUUAUGAGCAAUACAGAUAAAUUCAUUAACGAUCGUGAUCAGCAGAAUUUUGGUUUAAAAAGGAAAACAAUUAUAGUAAUCAUAAUGUUUUUUUUCUCUUUAGGAUCGUGCUCAUAAGGACGAGAAAGAUUUUCGUCGACACGCAAACAUCCAAGAGCUUGUGGCUCUGAAAGAAAGCGAGAAACACCUACAGCAUGAGCUUGAACGAAUCAAGGAGCUGCUAAAAAUUGAACAGCAAAAUCACAGGGAGACCCUUGCCAAGGUAUUUUGAAUUACGGCGCGUUUCUAUUGCUUUUUCGCGAAACCGAAACGGAAGGAAUCAAUAUGGCCAAUCAAAAGCGGAAAAACACUGCAACGAGCCAAUGAGAACUCGUGUCAUGCAGACUUCAUGAAGCGCGGGAAAAUGCGAGUGAAUUCUUGCUCCUGAUUGUUUGAGAGGGUUGCGGAAGUUUUUAAAAGCAAUCACAGAAAGCCGAUAAAAAAAGAUCAUAACCAAUGGAUUACUUGCGACGCGCAACGAAGUUGCUCUAUCAAAGGUUUUAGGUGACUCUGUCCAGUUUACCCUAAUACUCUUAAAAUGUUUUCGUGGCGUAAACCAAUUUCGUUGCAUCGAUUUUGACUAAUAUUGAUUUGAGUCUUCGUUUCUUCAUCUAUCUUUUUGUUUUAUAAAGUUGUCAAGAGAAGAGCAAGCUUCCCUAGAAGGUAAAUAUUUUAGUUCAAACUCUCUAACACUGCUUAAAAAAUCAUGAAUUUUAAACCCGCGGUUUUUGUUAAAGUCGAUUUAAAUGAAAAAAGUAAAUGAAAAGAAGAAAUGAACAGAUGGCAAAAGGAAUUUAUUUAAUAAAGCAUACAGGUUUAACUCUCAUGACAUCUUUCCUUGCAGCGAACUUGAAGCGAACUCAACUCCGUAACGAAUUAAACGAAGUGGAGGGACACCAAGACUCAACUAACUCAGAGAACGUGGCUCUAAAGAGAGAUAAACUGCUCCUCGCUGACGAAGUAGCGAACUUAAACGCAAAGGUACUAUAUAGCGACAAAACAAGUUAAAGCAUGAAUCAUGUAUCCUCGUUGAAGUAUCGAUUCUUACCCGCCUGGUUGCCAUACUAGUGCGAAAGCUGCUGAAAUUUUUCUUGGGGACCUAAACUCAGCCACUUUUUCCAUAUCUUUACCCACGGGUAUGUCACCCUUCACUUGUGGGUGUGAACCUUUUCACUCGCGGGUAUGUCACCGUUCACUCGCGGGUAUGCCACUUUUCACUCGCGGGUAUGUCACCGUUCACUUGCGGGUAUGCCACUUUUCACUCGCGGGUAUGUCACCCUUCACUCGCUUGUAGACCACGUUUCACUCGCGAGUAUGUCACCGUUCACCCGUGAGUAUGCCACUUUUCACACGCGGGUAUGUCACCUUUCUUCUGCGGGUAUACCGCUUUUCACCCGCGGGCAUGUCACCUUUUACUCGUGGGAGUGUCACUUUUCACUCUUGGGCUUAUCGCCUUUCACUCGUGGGUUUGUCACCUUUCACUCGCGCGUAUGAUAUCUUCCUCUCGCGGCUAUGUCACCUUUCGCUCGCGGAUUUGCCACCCCUCACUUGUGGGCAUGUCACCUUUCAACAGUUCAACCGCGGAUCUGCCCAGACAUACCCGAAAUCUCUUCUUUUGCAAUAAAGCAUUCAUUCUUGUGGUCUCAUAGUCUACUGUUUUCAUUUACUCAUGUCAAUGUUUUUUCUCACAUACUAGCUUGACGAACGUGACGAAGAAGUAGAGCGCCUCAAACUGCGACUUGAAGACUCCGAGUCGCGCUGCUCGCAUAUGGAAUCCAAAGUUCGAAUGCAACGAAGCUUGGAAUCCAUCAAAUGGGAAGAGUUUGAGAAGCUGGCCACAACCAUGAGAGAAUUCUCCCGCUCGAUGAGUCCAUCAAAAAGUGGUAGCUUGGUGGAUUACUAGACGUGUUUCCUUUUUAACUUUUCAGUUCUUCUAGAAUGCAAAACCAACCCCAUCAUUUGGUUUGACAGAGAUUCCUUUGGUUAAGAGCUGUUAUAAAUCCGUUUUCGUUUUAUAUUCUGAUAAGUUCAUUCUGUAAUUCCAGAGCGCUGUGGUAUCUUUGCUUAUUUGCAACGUUACACGGCGAGUUGCAGCAACCUUUACAGUGCCAAGGGCACCAAAGGCCUUAAAAGGCAUCACAUGCCUAUCGUAAAAGGCUUUUUGCAAUUAGUGGCCCAUAUACAAGUACAAAACUCACGUUACUUGAGAGGAAAUGAGGAGGAAAAUUUCAGUUCGUUUGCCUUUUUGGGUGUCUAAGGCGAAUUUACUUGGGAGAGAUUUGCGCAUUAGAGUAUUCGAUAGAAAAGGAAUUUAAAUUCAUUUGCCGUUUUGGAUACCUAAGGCGCAAAUUUGCCCCCCAGGAAGGUCUUUGGUAUCUAAGAUUACUGACUGAAAUGAGCCUGUUUUAACUGUAAACAUUUUUAUAUAAGUGUAUCAGCUUUGACCUGUUCCGGGGUUUUGUUAGUGAAAGAGCUGCCGAUGGUAGCGAAAAACUCGACAAAGACUUUGGAAGCUCCGUUUACUGACUCAACGAUCUGGUCCUCACAACGAGAAAAACGUAAGCACAAGCCAGCAUAUGAGCUGUACGGUGGUGCUUUUCGUUAGAAUCCUUCCGAGCAAGUGACGUUUUGAUAUACACACUUGCUCGACUCGUUUUUGAAAACCAGCCUCAUGGGUUUGACUUCCGUUAGAGUCCACUUCCGCUUUUGCGUAUGUUUGUCUUCCGGUUCUGUUUAAGCCGACAUCCGCUGGCCGUUACAAGGAAACUUCAUAAGACUAUCCUUAACCAGGAAAUCAUUAAAGAAUUAUAUGUAGUGAUAAUUUUGCAUUUUCCCCCUUUUUUUUCCAAGUUUUUAACUUUUUUACCUCUCUUAGAUUUUGGUGGUUAUUUUCUUUUUCCUCAAUACCUGUACGUUUAACAAUGUCUUGACAAUGUAAAGAGAAAUUAGAAAGGGAUGAGCAGAGUGUUUAAGUGUGAAAAUGGUUUUAAAAAAGAACUGCAUGGAACUAUGAAAAAAAUUAUUAAGAAAACCAUUUUUAAUUUAUUGUGAUAUUAAUUAUAACUUUCUGUUGUUUGAAAGAA
Pocillopora meandrina is the source of this 8956-nucleotide messenger RNA. The record is from the annotation of a GenBank genome assembly. Lineage: Eukaryota; Metazoa; Cnidaria; Anthozoa; Scleractinia; Pocilloporidae.